AUGGUUUUCUCGGUUUUGAUUGCGUUCACUAGUAUGGUUAUGGCUAUGCCGAACUUUCCUUUGUUUUAUAUUACAAUGCUGAAACUGCCUGAAGACAAGUGUGGUGGUACUUGCAAAGUUGGUCCGCAUGCUAUUGGAUGCAGCAGUGAAUGCUAUUGCUCCGUUGAAUGGGCAGGAUAUGGAUCUUGUAAAAAUAAAUAA
Rotaria socialis is the source of this 201-nucleotide messenger RNA. NCBI's taxonomy places the organism in Eukaryota, Metazoa, Rotifera, Eurotatoria, Philodinida, Philodinidae. The record is from the annotation of a GenBank genome assembly.